Molecule: messenger RNA, 249 nt
Organism: Cinara cedri
Lineage: Eukaryota; Metazoa; Arthropoda; Insecta; Hemiptera; Aphididae
Source: the annotation of a GenBank genome assembly
AUGACCAAAACAUUCUCAAUGAAAACUUUACAAACAUAUUGGAACCACAAGAACCCCAUGUUACGUGCAAGAGACCCGCACCUGAAUCUGCAUGCCUUUCAUCACCACUAUCCCCCAAACCUUGUCUCUCCAAUAUGGAAACUCCCAAUAUCCCACAAGCCACAAAAAAAUCCACUAAGGAAAAAAACACAAAAAAAACCAAAAUCCGAUCUAGAUCUUCCUCCACAUGGAGUAUUACAGAUAGACUAG